AUGACUGUGGAUGAAAAGAUAGAGAUUAGGGACUUGUUGCGCAAGAUGUACACACAUAACAACGACGUUCUGGCGCGGUAUCUUAGAGUCAAGAAAUCGCCUGUGUCGAUUAGGUUCAUCUCUGGACUGCCAAGGGACGAAUAUAAAGAUAAGAUGGAAGAAGAGUCUAAAAUGUACGGAGAUAUUGUUAUUUUGAAUAUCACAGAGAACAUGAACGAAGGAAAGACAUUUGAAUAUUUCAAAUGGUUUGCUAAAAAUAGGAAGGAUAACUAUAUGGUUAAAUUGGACGAUGACGCUUUCUUCCACCUUAUUCAUUACUACCGUGAUCUUCAAGACAUACCGAGAGAACGCGUGUAUUAUGGCAAUGCCGUAAGAGACCAUCUUGGAACAUAUACAUAUAUGGCAGGCGGAGGAUACACUCUUUCCCACGACCUCGUUAUAGACAUUGUUGGAUCAGACUGGGCUAGUUCAAAUGUCAUAGGCCAUGAGGACUGGCUAGUGGGUGAGUGGAUAUGUCAUGUGGCUAAAGAGAUGAAGUACUUUGUUCACUAUGUUGGCUAUUCAAAUUGGGUGCCACUUCGCCAAAAUCCCUUCCAUGACUUUGACGAGAAUUUGGACCUCCGCUCCGUUGGUGAAAUCAUCUUGAUACAUCACGUAAAGGACAUUGAGAAGAUGAAAGUCAUGAAGGAUAUGUACUCCGAAUAUGAAGAGGGAUUACCUAUGGUCAGAGUCAUUUGGAAUUCAACGACCGAAGACCUGACUACAAAGAGAGAAAUUGUUCCGCGUUGCUGGGAUAAAGAACCAAUCUGGAAUAAUACCUAUAAAAACUGGUUUUAUGAAGCUUGGAAUUUUAAGAAGGGGAAAUGUGUAUACGGGCCUGUAGAUAAUAAGUGA
Dentiscutata erythropus is the source of this 894-nucleotide messenger RNA. Lineage: Eukaryota; Fungi; Glomeromycota; Glomeromycetes; Diversisporales; Gigasporaceae. The record is from the annotation of a GenBank genome assembly.